AUGUCAAAAUUGGAACCAUUAUUCGAUAGUUACAAUGAGGUUCAGGAACAAAUAGAAACUAUUAGUACUAAUGUCGCCGAGCAGCAAAAAGAGCGCGACCUGUUUGAGGGCAUAUACUUUAAGACCAUGGCGCUAGCUAAGUCGAAGUUAGGUGUAGUGGCGGAGCAACAGCACAACUGUAGCUGUGAUACCGACGGCACCCACAAGGCGCACGGAGCUACUGUCAAACUACCUAUCAUUCAGUUAGCCAAGUUCGACGCUGACGUCACUAAAAUGUAUAGGCAGGUCGAAGUUAAUGAGUCACAAAGACCCCUUCAACAAAUACUGUGGCGCGACGAGCCUAGCGAACCUCUGCGGGCCUACGAGCUAAACACGGUAACGUACGGCACUGCUUCGGCUCCAUUCUUAGCGAUACGGUGUCUCAAGCAGUUAGCCGACGAAUGUACCGACCCGCUGAUUCAAGAGGUGAUCUCUAAAGACUUCUACGUCGAUGACGUCAUCACAGGCGCUACAAAAUAA
Aricia agestis (brown argus) is the source of this 519-nucleotide messenger RNA. RefSeq lists its product as uncharacterized. Lineage: Eukaryota; Metazoa; Arthropoda; Insecta; Lepidoptera; Lycaenidae. The record is from RefSeq and is a predicted model, not a curated record. The coding region runs from base 1 to 519 and encodes 172 amino acids. The transcript is spliced from 3 exons.